This is a messenger RNA of Cygnus olor (mute swan), 1641 nucleotides long. It is a transcript of the gene CACUL1, whose product is annotated as CDK2 associated cullin domain 1. The record is from RefSeq and is a predicted model, not a curated record. Gene Ontology annotation, biological process: ubiquitin-dependent protein catabolic process. The transcript is spliced from 9 exons. Lineage: Eukaryota; Metazoa; Chordata; Aves; Anseriformes; Anatidae. Bases 130 to 1176 code for a protein of 348 amino acids. Gene Ontology annotation, molecular function: ubiquitin protein ligase binding.
CCGUUGAAGCCCCGCUGUCGCAAAGUGUCGGGCUGUCCUGCCCUGCUCUGCGCUACGCGGCCGGGCGCCGCGGGCCGUGCCCGGAGCCGAGAGCUGCCGCCAUGGGCGGCGGGCGCUGAGCGCGGCCCGAUGGAGGAGGAGGAGGAGAGCAUGGAGGAGGAAGGCGGCGGCGGAGGAGGAGGAGAGGCCGCGAUGGACGACCAGAACCACAACAACUGGGGCUCCGGCGGCGGCUACGGGCGGCAUCUGCUCGGGGACCGGCUCCUGCGCGGCCCCGCGGGGUCCCCGCCGCUGCCCGGGGCGGUCGAGGCCAACGGCGUGCUGCGGGGCGGCGAGACCCCGGGGGGCGCCCACAGGGGGGCGGCCGGGCCUGGGGCCGGCGCCGGGGCCAUCGCCGCCGCCAUCAACAUCAACGCCUCCACCUCCAAGUUCCUAAUGAAUGUUAUAACAAUUGAAGACUAUAAGAGCACAUAUUGGCCAAAGUUGGACAGUGCCAUAGAUCAGCUUUUAACUCAGAGUCCUGGUGACUACAUCCCUAUCUCCUAUGAACAAAUAUACAGUUGUGUGUAUAAGUGUGUAUGCCAGCAGCAUUCGGAACAGAUGUAUAGUGACCUAAUAAAAAAGAUAACUAACCACUUAGAGAGAGUCUCAAAGGAGCUGCAGGCCAGCCCUCCAGAUCUCUAUAUUGAAAGAUUUAACGUAGCUCUUGGACAGUAUAUGGGAGCAUUGCAGAGCAUUGUGCCUCUUUUCAUAUAUAUGAAUAAAUUUUACAUAGAAACCAAGCUUAACAGAGACUUAAAAGAUGACCUUAUAAAGCUGUUUACGGAACAUGUUGCAGAAAAGCACAUUUACAACCUAAUGCCUUUACUUUUGGAAGCUCAGUCAACACCGUUUCAAAUAACUCCGUCAACCAUGGCAAACAUUGUAAAAGGCCUGUAUACACUAAGACCAGAAUGGGUACAGAUGGCACCAGCUUUAUUUUCUAAAUUCAUCCCAAACAUUCUACCCCCUGCAGUGGAAUCUGAGCUUCAAGAAUAUGCUGCUCAAGACCAGAAACUUCAAAGAGAACUUAUGCAGAAUGGAUUUGCUAGAGGUGACCAGUCACGCAAGAGAGCUGGAGAAGAGCUAACUUACAAUGGCUCAUCAACUUGUGCAAGCUCCAGAGGGUACAGAUAGUGAAUAUACUGGAUCAGCUUCUAUGCCUAGCCAGAACAGACACUGGAGGAGCACAGGAGGUAACUGGAGCCUCCUUUGGCAACUGCUGAUACUCAAGCUCUGACACAAACUAUGCCUCAAAGAAGAGUUUUGGACUUUCUUCUUUAUAUGAUAAAAUGUCAGUUGCUGCUAUAAUUGGGAUGACUUUGAAAGACAUGUUUCCUUGGUCUAGUCUCUCAACAAGUUAAUGCUCUGCGAUUAUUGUGAGGAACGCACCUUGAAAAAUAAUCCUUUCAAAGUGGGAAUGGGCAGCCAAAAUCAGCAGCUUCCAAAAGCGUUAGAAUGGAAGAACCUUUUUUGCACUCUUUUCUUAAUAUUAAGGACAUUCUUAAAACUAGUUAACACGUCAGUGUAUUAGUUUUUAAACUUCAAGGUAUUUUCUGGAUCUUUUACUUAAAUAAUAAGAAUAAAGUUUCGUUAUUUUGC